GGGUCUGCGCUCGGCGCCCUUCGCCCCCUGCCCGGGGACCGCGAGCGCUGGGGACAGAGACCGGGACCGGCGCCGGGGCUGGCACCGCGACCGGCACCGGGAUGAUGGCGGAGGAAGAAGCAGCUCCUCCAGACAUGGAUGAAGGGGAAAACAUCACCAGCCUUCAGGCUGUGGUGCUGGGAGGUGGGACCCCCAUCCUGCAGUUUGUGGAGGACAGGAUCCAGACCACCAUGCUGACUGGAAUUGCAAUUGGAGCUGCAGUUGCACUGUUGCUUAUAGCAGUUGUUGUGUUUGUCGUGUACAGAAGAGUGAGACAGUCUAAGCAACUUCAGCCCCACGUGCCUCAGUACAGGUUCCGCAAGAGGGACAAAGUGAUGUUCUAUGGGAGGAAGAUCAUGAGGAAGGUUACAACUCUUCCCAACUCUCUGGUUGGGAACACCGUCCCUCGCCAGCGGAUGCGGAAACGGGCAAAGGUUUUAUCUCUGGCUAAAAGGAUUCUGCGUAUUAAGAAGGAAUGUCCAACUCUGCAGAGGAAAGAACCUCCUCCUUCUUUGCUAGAGGCAGAUCUGACUGAAUUUGAUGUCAAGAAUUCCCACUUGCCAUCAGAAGUCCUGUACAUGCUUAAGAAUGUCAGGGUCCUUGGGCACUUUGAGAAGCCCCUGUUCCUGGAGCUGUGCAAGCACAUGUUCUUUGUGCAGCUGCACGAGGGCGAGUACAUCUUCCGUCCCGGGCAGCUGGACGACAGCAUCUACGUGGUGCAGGAUGGAAAGCUGGAAGUUUGCAUCCAAGAAAGUGAUGGAACAGAGGUGGUGGUGAAGGAGGUGCUGGCAGGGGACAGCGUGCACAGCCUGCUGAGCAUCCUGGAUGUCAUCACGGGUCACCCUGCUCCCUAUAAAACCGUCUCAGCCCGAGCAGCCUCUCCAUCCACAAUUCUGAGGCUUCCAGCCAGUGCCUUCCAGGAUGUGUUCCAGAAAUACCCUGAAACCCUUGUGAGGGUGGUGCAGAUCAUCAUGGUGAGGCUGCAGAGGGUGACGUUCCUGGCCCUGCACAACUACCUGGGGCUGACCACGGAGCUCUUCAGCUGUGUGAGUUUGGGGGGCAGGCCCUCUGCUCUCCUGGCAGGGCACACAGAGCUUCUCCUUCUUCCAAAGGGCCAGGGCACCCCCCUGAUCUCCGUGAGCGGCAUCAGCGCUGGAGCCGGCAAGGUGGGGAAGAGACAAACACCCAGUGCUUUGGAGGAGGAGCGUGGAGAGAAGCUUGAAAAGUCUGGGGAAGCCCUGGAAAUGGACAUGUUGAGGAUUUCUGGUGCAGAAAACUCUGAGCAUGUUUUCAGAAGAAGCCUUUCAUCACCUCCCUAUGCAGGCUCUACAGAGGCUUCUAACAAUUCCAGCGCUGCCAAGUCUGACAUGGACAUGGCCUACGAGAGGGCCAGGGUGCACCUGGCCCCCGAGGACGCCGCCGGCAGCCCCGGCGUGGCCAAGUCGAUAUUGAAGAAGACAGUGACAGUGACAGAAACUCCAUCAGCAGUUUUCCAUUACAGUGCUGUGCAGGACUCCUGUAACAGCAAACACAUUGAUGCCAUCGUGGAAGCAGCAAAGAGAGACCUCUCAGCCCUGAUGAAACUUGAUAAUCCUGCACUGCUGAAUGGCAAAGUGACAUUGCACCAGGUCACUGCUGGCACUGUGCUGUCCAGGCAGGGAGAUCAGGAUGUCAAUGUUUGCUUUGUGGUCUCUGGGAUGCUCCAUGUGUACCAGAGGAAGAUUGACUCUGAGGAGGACACCUGCCUCUUCAUCACCCACCCUGGGGAGCUGGUGGGCCAGCUGGCUGUGCUCACUGGGGAGCCCCUCAUCUUCACCAUCAAGGCCAACAGAGACUGCAGCUUCCUCUCCAUCUCCAAGUCCCAUUUCUAUGAGAUCAUGAGGGAGCAGCCCAGUGUGGUGCUGGGGGUGGCCCACAGUGUUGUGAAGAGAAUGUCCCCCUUUGUCAGGCAGAUUGACUUUGCCCUGGACUGGAUGGAGGUGGAGGCUGGACGAGCUGUUUACAGGCAGGGGGACAAGUCAGACUGCACGUACAUCGUGCUGAACGGCCGCCUGCGCUCCGUGCUGCGCAUGGACGACGGCAAGAAGCACCUGACCGGGGAGUACGGCCGGGGGGACCUCAUUGGAGUGGUGGAGGCCCUGACCCACCAGCCCAGAGCCACCACGGUGCACGCGGUGCGGGACUCGGAGCUGGCCAAGCUCCCCGAGGGGGCCCUGAUCUCCAUCAAACGCAAAUUCCCCCAGGUUGUGACCAGACUUAUUCACUUGCUGGGCGAGAAGAUCCUUGGCAGUCUGCAGCAGGGAGGUCAUCCUCUGGGACUGCACAGCUCCAGCAGCAAGUGGGAUGCAGGGAAUCCUGCCAGCAACCUGUCCACGGUGGCGAUCAUGCCGGUGUCCGAGGAGGUGCCGCUGACAGCCUUCACCCUGGAGCUCAAGCACGCCCUCAGUGCUGUGGGUCCUGCCCUGUUGCUCACCAGUGACAACAUCAAACAGCGCCUGGGCUCUGCUGCUCUCGACAGCAUCCACGAGUACAGACUGACCAGCUGGCUGGGCCAGCAGGAGGACAUCCACAGGAUUGUGCUGUACCAGGCUGACAGCACCCUGACCCCCUGGACCCAGCGCUGCAUCCGCCAGGCCGACUGCAUCCUCAUCGUGGGGCUGGGAGACCAGGAGCCCACUGUGGGAGAGCUGGAGAGGAUGCUGGAGAACACGGCAGUGAGGGCCCAGAAGCAGCUGAUCCUGCUGCACAAGGAGGACGGGCCCCUCCCGUCCCGCACCGUGGAGUGGCUCAACAUGAGGAGCUGGUGUUCUGCUCACCUCCACAUCCACUGCCCACGCAGAGUCUUCUCCAAAAGGAGCCUGCCCAAGCUGGUGGAGAUGUAUGAACGUGUGUUCCAGAAGGUUCCAGACCGUCACUCCGACUUCUCCCGCCUGGCCCGGGUCCUGACGGGCAACGCCAUCGCGCUGGUGCUGGGCGGCGGAGGGGCCAGGGGCUGCUCCCAGGUGGGCGUGAUCCGGGCGCUGAUCGAGGCUGGCAUUCCCGUGGACAUGAUCGGGGGCACGUCCAUCGGCGCCUUCAUGAGCGCCCUGUACGCCGAGGAGCGCAGCUACAACCAGAUGAGGAUCAAAGCUCGCCAGUGGGCCAUGGUUAUGAACUCAGUGUUUAAGACUAUUCUAGACUUGACAUACCCAAUAACCUCUAUGUUUUCUGGAGCAGCUUUUAACAACAGCAUCAACAACAUCUUCAAAGAUAAGCAGAUAGAGGAUCUGUGGAUUCCUUACUUCACCAUCACCACUGACAUCACUGCCUCGGCCAUGAGGGUGCACAGGGAUGGCUCCCUGUGGAGGUACGUCCGGGCCAGCAUGUCCCUCUCAGGGUACAUGCCACCCCUGUGUGACCCCAAGGAUGGCCAUCUCCUCAUGGAUGGGGGCUACAUCAACAACCUGCCAGCUGACGUGGCCAGGUCCAUGGGGGCCAAGGUGGUGAUCGCCAUCGACGUGGGCAGCCGCGACGAGACCGACCUGACCAACUACGGCGACUGCCUGAGCGGCUGGUGGCUGCUCUGGAAGAGGUGGAACCCCCUGGCUGAGAAAGUCAAGGUGCUGAACAUGGCCGAGAUCCAGACACGUCUGGCCUACGUGUGCUGCGUGCGGCAGCUGGAGAUGGUGAAGAACAGCGACUACUGCGAGUACAUCCGGCCCCCCAUCGACCGCUACGGCACCCUGGACUUCGGCAAGUUCGACGAGAUCUGUGAAGUGGGAUACCAGCAUGGGAAAACUGUAUUUAAUGUGUGGUGCAGGAGUGGAGUCCUUGACAAGAUGCUGAAGGACAGGCAAGAGACCUGCAAAUCCAAAACUGAUAACGUGACCUGUCCCACCACGUCCUUCACAGACCUGGCUGAGAUCGUGUCCCGCAUCGAGCCCGUCAAGGCUCCUCCGCUGGCCGACGAUGAGUCAGACUACCAGACUGAGUAUGAGGAAGAAGUUCUGGACAGCCAGAAGGAUGAUUACCUUGAUUUCAUAAGCAACCAGGCUGAGGAAGACUCUGACUCGGAUGAGGAGAUGCAGCUGAGGAAGCGCAGGAAUGUGCCCAGCGGGGAGGCCCAGAGCAGCACCGGAGAGCCGGGGUAGAGCUGGGAGAGGCCAAGCUGCCAGCUGGGAGCCACAGCCCAAACUGCUGACAGAGCAGCCCUAUUUAUUUAUUUAAUGCUUCACCAAACCAAAACAACACCAGAUGAAUGAAGGCAGAGUUCAUCCUUCUCCAGCCAGGGCCGGGCACUCAGCACCACCUGCACCAAGUCCUUUGGAGCUCUGGGCAGGGGGGCUGCCGUGGGCCCUGCUCCUUCCUGCAGGUGCUGGGAGCAGCAGUUAUUGAUCACAGACUGGCAGGGGGGCAGUUCAAAGCUGCCUGGAUUCUUGCUGCUGUGUUUUUAGGCACUGUUUUUACUGCCAAGGCCCAAAGAACACUGGGGACCUCCCCCUGCAAGGUGCUGGGAGGGCUCCGGGCAGCAGCACUGGAGAGAGGGAGGGGUUUGUGGGUUGCAGCCUUGCUUUCUUUUCACACGAAUCAGGUAACUGUGUAAUUAACUCCUCAGUGACUUCCAACCAUGUACUGGUGAGCAGUGCUCUGACAGGAGCAAAUCUGAAUGUAUUUAACUUGAAAUCUAAACCUAAGAAAUCAUUGUGAAGGGUGGCCACAGAGCCUGGAUCCUCAAGUCAGCAGCAGGACAUUCACUGAUGGAUCAUGGAACUGACACUUGCUGGGCAACUCUGGAAUCACCACUUGGCUGUACUUGCCCUGUUGAAAUAAAGUUAUUUUGCUGGA
Molecule: messenger RNA, 4863 nt
Organism: Agelaius phoeniceus (red-winged blackbird)
Lineage: Eukaryota; Metazoa; Chordata; Aves; Passeriformes; Icteridae
Source: RefSeq, a predicted model, not a curated record